Messenger RNA from Mycena indigotica, 1965 nucleotides. RefSeq names its product DUF1253-domain-containing protein. Gene Ontology annotation, biological process: gluconeogenesis. Gene Ontology annotation, molecular function: 4 iron, 4 sulfur cluster binding; L-serine ammonia-lyase activity. The transcript is spliced from 21 exons. The record is from RefSeq and is a predicted model, not a curated record. NCBI's taxonomy places the organism in Eukaryota, Fungi, Basidiomycota, Agaricomycetes, Agaricales, Mycenaceae. Bases 115 to 1965 code for a protein of 616 amino acids.
UCAACUCGACAUCCAUCGACUGCCCACAGGCCGACGUGUCUCUCCCCCCCUGCUCGCUCAGUUAUCUCCCAUUUUCCUGACCCACUAGUGCGGGUAGGAAGUUGCGCUUCCGCAAUGUUUUCGAGGAUAGCGACUCGUUGCUUCGUUGGGCAACGUCGACUGUUAUCUUCAACCUCACAAACGACACAUGCAGUCAUCUCUACCUUCGACCUUUUCUCAAUAGGUGUUGGGCCUUCAAGCUCCCAUACUGUAGGGCCGAUGAGGGCGGGGAAUAUCUUUUUAACGGAUCUCAAAGAACUCAGUUUACUCGAUAAAGUGAGAAGUCUGAAAAUAGGCCUUUAUGGCUCACUUGCGGCAACUGGGAAGGGGCAUCAUACUCCUCAAGCAAUCCUCUUAGGCCUGGAAGGCAGCGACCCUGAAACCAUCGAUGCGGGAACUAUUCCGUCACGUUACGCAAAUAUCCUGGAGACGGAGACGCUUGUCUUAGCAGGGACACAUAAAAUCCACUACUCGAUGGACCGAGACAUGCUCUGGCGCUGGGAUCAAGUUCUGAAAAACCCGUCCGGUGUUUCACAUGCAAAUGGAAUGCGAUUCAGCGCAUUUGGCGAAGACGGAGAGCUACUGGCCACCAAUUGUUAUUUCAGUGUAGGGGGAGGUUUCGUCGUCAACGAUAAGACUCAAGUAGACGAAAACAUGUUUUACAAAGGUGUCGAUAAGAAGCUCGUUCACGAAGCUCGACUACACCAAGUUUCGGAAGAAGACCCUUCCGGUCCUCCGUAUCCGUUUGCCUCUGGAAAUGACCUGCAAGAACUCUCCAAAAAGCACAAUAUGACGAUUGCUCAAAUUGUCUGGGACAAUGAACGCUCUUUUGGUCUAUCCGAUGACGAUAUUCAUGAAAAGUUGAUGCGCAUCUGGGGGGUAAUGGACGAAUGCAUUCGAGCCGGUGUUUCUACUUCUGAAACAGUAUUGCCUGGUCGGCUUCAGCUUCGGAGGAGGGCCCCAAUGUUAUAUCGCCGACUAAUGCGAGGCUUCUAUCCUGGUAUCGCGAUGCCUAUGUCCAGUCCUCUCAUCGCGGCCGGGUCUGCUCCAGCAUUAGAUGUCAUUGAGGCUCCCGACAUCCGUUUGCCGACCCAUUCGGAACCGACCAUCGGCCCUAACGCGGCCACUCCCCUCCGACCUGCCAAGUCACGACCGGCGCGCGUUGUAGGGUCUUUUGACCACGCGCUCCUUCCAAUGCCCCCCAGAAGCACCCUUCUUCCUGCGAUGGACUUUCUCUCUUGCUACGCCAUCGCAGUCAACGAAGUUAAUGCUGCAGGCGGCCGGAUCGUUACUGCUCCAACCAAUGGUGCCGCUGGAAUCAUCCCAUCUGUGCUCAAAUACAUCGUCGAGUUCGUCAGUGAUGACCACGAGAAAAGCAUUGUGACUUUUCUGCUGACUGCCUCCGCAAUCGGUAUGCUUUUCAAGCGCGCGUCUACUAUCGCGGCGGCGGAGGGAGGCUGUCAAGCUGAAGUUGGCGUCGCUUGUUCGAUGGCCGCGGCGGGUUUCGCUGCAUGCAUGGGUGCAUCUCCCGCGACUGUGCUUCAAGCAGCAGAAAUCGGGAUUGAACACAAUCUCGGCCUCACAUGCGACCCAAUCGGUAGUGUUCCCUCUCUAUCAAUGUGUCUUCACUCUUCUGAAGUAGUCACAGACGGGCUCGUUCAGGUUCCGUGUAUUGAACGCAACAGUCUUGGAGCGGUGAAAGCUAUAACCGCGGCCCAAUUAUCUCUCGCCAGCGAUGGCGUUUGUAGAGUGACUCUAGACGAAGCUAUCGAAGCGAUGCGGUUGACAGCGGCAGAUAUGAGUAUCAAAUAUAAAGAAACCUCGCUCUCUGGUCUUGCGGUGGGUCUGCUUUCACAACACGAUGACUCUCUGAAUAUAUUUGUGCAGACAUCGGUCAAGAUUCCACUUACAGUUCCCGCUUGCUAA